CUGCUUUGUGUGGUGUGUGGUUUUGCUUUCGCUCAGGGAAACGCUCGUGGGAAACGUUCCUGAACGGGAAAAACGAAGUAAAAUAUGGAGAUUAGCAAAACGAUUGGAAUUGCUGCCGGUGUCGCGGGCACGCUGUUCCUCGGCUAUUGCAUAUACUUCGACCACAAGCGCAGGAAGGAUCCGGAUUUUAAGAAAAAAUUGCGCGAAAGACGAAAGGCCAAAAAGGCCGCAGCAUCGGCAGGGCCAAGGACAACAAUCCCGAACCUGACAGAUCACGAAGAAGUGCAGAGAUUCUUCCUGCAGGAGAUCCAAACUGGCGAAUCGCUCAUUGCGACAGGUGAUAUCGAGAAUGGCGUGGAACAUUUGGCUAAUGCAAUUAUCGUUUGUGGUCAGCCAACGCAACUGCUACAGGUCCUCCAGCAAACGCUGCCAGCCCAGGUAUUCGCGCUGCUUAUCACGCGCAUGCGACAGUACGGCAAUCAGUCGAGCGAGAACGAGCGGACCAAGCUUCAGGACAUGAAUGAUGAUCUGGAGUAAGGAAAAAGAUCCCGCCCAUCACCACCUCCACCACCCAGUCUAGAUAAUGGGCUCUGGUAGUAGUUAAGAUCGUCAAAAAAAAAAGAGAAACGAGAAUGGGCCACCGAGU
This is a messenger RNA of Anopheles maculipalpis, 646 nucleotides long. RefSeq names its product mitochondrial import receptor subunit TOM20 homolog. The transcript has 4 exons. The record is from RefSeq and is a predicted model, not a curated record. Gene Ontology annotation, cellular component: mitochondrial outer membrane translocase complex; mitochondrial outer membrane. Lineage: Eukaryota; Metazoa; Arthropoda; Insecta; Diptera; Culicidae. Bases 85 to 537 code for a protein of 150 amino acids. Gene Ontology annotation, molecular function: transmembrane protein transporter activity. Gene Ontology annotation, biological process: protein import into mitochondrial matrix; protein targeting; tRNA import into mitochondrion.